Messenger RNA from Rhipicephalus sanguineus (brown dog tick), 2382 nucleotides. It is a transcript of the gene RhoBTB, whose product is annotated as rho-related BTB domain-containing protein 1. Gene Ontology annotation, biological process: small GTPase-mediated signal transduction. Gene Ontology annotation, molecular function: protein binding; GTP binding; GTPase activity. The coding region runs from base 13 to 2382 and encodes 789 amino acids. Lineage: Eukaryota; Metazoa; Arthropoda; Arachnida; Ixodida; Ixodidae. The transcript is spliced from 13 exons. The record is from RefSeq and is a predicted model, not a curated record.
CGGUUUGCGAGGAUGUACCGCGCCAACGACGACCGCAUCAUCGGCCGCCGUUCGUUUGGGAGGCGGGAGGAUUCAUGGCCGUCCAUGAUGAACAAUGAGCAGCCGAACCAGGAGCUCGUCAAGUGUGUCGUCGUGGGCGACACGGCGGUGGGCAAGACGCGGCUCAUCUGCGCCCGUGCCUGCGACACACGUGUCACGCUGUCCCAGCUACUCACCACCCACAUACCAACUGUCUGGGCCAUCGACCAGUACCGUAUCUACAAGGAGGUCCUGGAGCGUUCCCUGGAGGUGGUUGACAGCGUGAAUGUGUCUCUGAGGCUGUGGGACACCUUCGGCGACCACGACAAGGACCGCCGGUUCGCCUACGGAAGGUCAGAUGUGGUGCUGCUCUGCUUCUCAAUUGCGAAUCCAGUGUCUCUGCGUAACUGCAAGGUGGUCUGGUACCCAGAGAUCCGUCAGUACUGCCCCAACACACCCAUCAUUCUGGUUGGCUGCAAGAAUGACCUUCGUUACAUGUACCGUGAUGAGGCAUAUCUCUCCCUUUGCCGUGACCGCAGUCCCUUCUUCAGGGGGCACCACCCCUGCGUGUCUUGCAGGUUUCCAGAGUUUGGAAGGCCUCUCAGGGAGAGCGACCUGUUGCGCCCAGAACAGGGGCGGCUUCUAGCCAAAGAGAUUGGUGCUGCAUACUACGAAACAAGUGUUCUUACGAAUUUCGGUGUAGCUGAGGUUUUUAGCAAUGUCAUCAGGGCAGCUUUGCUGGCCAGGAAGCAGCAGCGAUUCUGGAUGACCAAUCUCAAGCAUGUGCAGCACCCAGCAAUUCAGGUGCCUUUCUGCCCACCCAAGCCUGUGGCACCUGUAGUGUCAGUGCCAGCCAGUCAGUUUCUGGAGCAUAUGCAAGCACUGUUUCAGGGUCAGAUAUUUACGGAUGUGCUCUUCUUUGUGGGCAAAGAAAGUCUGCCUGGCCACCGCUGGUUUUUGGCUGCAGCCUGCCAAGCCUUUCGUGAGCUCUUCUGUGCUAUUGACCCAAACAGCGAGUGUAGCCCACUGGCUGGCCGUAGCUCCAGUGACACCAGCAUGGUCAGUGCUGUGGAGGUUUCCCAAGGCAGUUGCAACAUAGAUGCAGAGCAGAUUCCAAGCACAGACACAGAUGUGGCAGGCAGUCAUACAUCACUGAGCACCUCACUUCAGACAACAUCUCAAAGCAGCGAGACAACAGAGAACUCUGGAAUUGUUCAUCACCACACCACCUGCGAGAUCAAUUCAGAGGCUAGCACAAGCGGUGUCGACUCUUGGCUUGGAUCACGACCCACUAUGCACUUCCCAGCUUUCUCAGCUGUAGGUGUAGAGCAAGACGAAGUGCUUGACCAUCGAGGGCGACUUUCACCAUCUGCACAAGCUGUGGUGGAUGUUUCCAAAGCUAUUACUCCAGCUGCCAUGCUGCAGUGCAUCAGGUAUUUGUACACAGGAGAAAUUGACACUUCCAACUGUCCAGUUUCGGAAAUUCAGGAUGCUGCAGAUUUAAUUUCUGUCCCAAAUUUGCAGGUAUACCUCACCAGCAUACAGAAGCAAGACCUUUUAAAAAACCCUUCAGUGGACAUGAAAUAUUUGGACAAGCUGAAACUGCAGUUAAAAGAUGUUUGCUUGGAUAAAAGUUUGUAUGCAGAUGUACUUUUUCGGCUGGAUGAUGGCUUCUGCUCAGCCCAUCGGCCAUUACUUAUGGCACGGUGUGAAAUGAUGGCAGCCAUGUUCAGUGGAGACUUCCGCGAAAGCUCUGCCAAAGUGGUGCACUUUCCAGGUGUCACCUCUAAGUGCUUCCGACAGCUGUUGACGUACCUGUACCAGGACUCACUGUGCAGUGAAGUGAAUGCUAGCAACUGUCUUGAGCUCAUCAAGCUCGCUGACCAGCUUUGCUUGCCACGGCUAGUGGCACUCAUAGAAGAACGAGUUGUCGAAGAGCUCAGUGAUACAGACCGACAUGCAAGUGCCAAGGAGGAAUCUACUUUAAUGAAUGUUUCCAAAAAGGCCACAGAGUCCUCUGAGCGGAGUGGAGAAGCACAGUCAAAGAAGUCCCUUGGUUCUUCCGAAAGGCUGACCAACUCUCCAGAGAGAGCUGGUGGUGUCCCUCAGAAAGUGGCUGGUUGCUCCAAGGAUGUUAUGGAUGUCUCUGAGGUGGCUUUGCAACUCCUGGAGCCUUGCCAGAUUCACAAUGCAGAUCAGCUGGCUGACUGGUGCUUGUACCGAAUUGCCACCACUUACAAGAAGGUAUUGCAGAACAACCUGAAGCUGUUGCGUAACCUUCAUCCUCAAAACCAGGCCUACUUAAACCGCAACCGCUGGCCUCCAGCAUGGCAAGUUUUUUUUUUUUACUUCAAGUGGUUUUGA